AUGCAGGACUUUACCGUUGACGUCGACGGCGUACCAGACCGAGGCCCCGCAGUAUUCGCCGUCACUACCGCCACCCUGGCCUUGGCUACCGUCUUUGUCGGCGCGAGACUGGCUUGUCGAGGCCUCAUUGUUCAACGCUUCGGGUGGGAUGACCUUUCCAUUGUGAUUGCCUGGCUGUUCGCCGUGGGCAUCUCGGUCUCCAUCGCUCUCGGCACUCGCAGGGGCCUCGGCCGCCACGACGAGGACAUAGUUCCUGAGCACUUGCCGCAGCUUAGGCGUUGCGAAUAUGUCUUUUCCGUCUUAUACAACCCGGCUCUCAUGGCAGCCAAGACGUCCAUCCUGAUAUUCUACCUCCGACUCUCCAGAAAUACCCAGCCGCUGCUCCGCCUCGCCUCGAAAAUUGUGCUCUUCGUCGUCAACACAGCUGGUACCAUCCUCACUUUUAUCAACAUUUUUCAGUGCAAUCCGAUCAAUGCAGCCUUCGAUGAUGUGGCUGGGCGGUGCGUGCCUCUUCUGACCGAGUUCAUCUGCUCUGCGCCCAUCAACAUCAUCACGGACCUGGCCAUCCUCGCCUUGCCGAUUCCAGUCCUCACGAGCAUGAGGCUACCUCCGCGGCAGAAGACCAUUCUGGUUCUGACGUUUGGCCUGGGUAUUUUUGUUACCAUAGUCGACGUGGUCAGGAUCUACUAUCUUCAGAACGCCAUCAACUAUGUUCCCAAUACAACGCAGACAUCGGAUCCAAGAGCCAUCUAUGGGGACUCCCCUCAAUUUAGCUGGAGCGCUUCUCUUUCUCUCAUGUGGUCUGCUGUCGAGGUCAAUAUUGGCAUCUCAACCGCAUGCAUCCCGACCCUGAAGCCUCUUGUGCUGCGUCUCCUCCCGGCAAUGAUCCUGGACCCCAAUGGCAACUACUACGGAUCCAACAACACCAAAGAUAGAGAGGUGCUGCCCACCCCUACCCCCAUGCAGCCAGCCUUUGGCGCAGGCGGGGGCAUGCAGGCGCCACCACCGCAAAAUUCCCCCACUGCCGUUGGACACCAGGACCAAGAUCAGCAGCUUGACAUGCUCCAGUUCUUGACGACGCCAGACAUGGGCGGCACUGCCGCCACCCCCGGGACGCCACAGGCCGGCAAUGCUUGGUCCAACUUGAGACGGUCGACCGUAACGACUCUGGGGGCCCAGAGCUCCGCCCCGACCGAGAGCAACCUGUAUUUUGGGUUUGUGAGCAUCAAGAGGCCUAAAAGCAUGCUCAAGGCCACAAACGCCGAAAGCUGGCGGUACUGCGCCUUUGUCACGGUCACUUUCCUGCUGUGGGGCAUGUCGUAUGGGCUGUUAGGGACGCUCAACAAUGUGGUCGCCAUGGUGGCCGACAUGUCGGUCCCUCAAACCAUUGGGCUCAACAGCAUCUAUUUCGGACUGGGAUACCUUCUUGGACCUCUUAUUGUUGGCGUCUGGAUACUCCGUCAUGACGAACAUCACCGCUCGCGACACGCAACCAGGAACCACCGACCACACGAAUCGAUCGGCGGGUUCAAGGCCACCCUGAUGCUGGGUCUUUCAAUCUUUGGCACUGGGACAAUCUGUUUUUGGCCUGCCGCCGUGCUGGCGAGCUUUCCGGGGUUUAUGGUCUCAAACUUCAUUGUCGGCAGUGGGCUUGCGGUCUUGGAGACGGCAGCCAACCCCUUCCUAGUCCUCUGCGGCCCCAGCGAGUUCGCUUCCAUGAGGCUUUGCCUGGCACAAGGCGUCCAGGCUGUCGGGAGCGUCCUCAGCGGCCUUUUGGCUCAACAUGUCUACUUCUCCAACGUUUCACAGCGGCAAGAGCGCCCAGGCUCGCUCAUAUUAUCCGAUGUCCAGUGGACCUACCUGGCCGUCACCUUGUUCUGCGCUGGCCUUGCACUCCUAUUCUACUACAUCCCUCUCCCCGAGGUGAGCGACCAGGAACUGGCAGCCAGCGCGGAAAAGUUGCCGGUGGACUCGACCAAGCGCAGCAUCGGCGGCCUUCAGCUGCGCACUGUCUGCAUCAUACUCGCCGUAGUCGCCCAGUACUGUCUAAUUGCGGCACAGGAGAGUGUGUCCAUAUUCUUCCAAGACCUCAUUUCGGCACUAGUACCUACCGAAUCGACAACCCCUUUGGCGUCAGUCGCGUCAGUCUCGUCCGGGGCUGGGUCUGGGUCGACGGCCAACACCACCAACAGUGAACCCAAUCCUCCAUCACUGACGCUCUCGGUAUCCAACUAUGUGAUCAUCUCUCACGCCGCCUUUGCGCUUUCCCGCUUUUUAGCCGGGGGGCUGGCAUACCUCUCGGCAAAACACCCCCGAAACAAAUGGAUACCGACUCCACGGACCGUGUUGCUUACCUCAAUCUUUACAGCCAUCGUGGCCAUGAUCGCCAUGAUCACGGUCAAAAAUUCACCAUCAUCAAUAGGGCCUAAUGUUAUGGCGAUCCCAAUUGUCAUCUUCUUCUUCGCCGAGGGGCCCGGCUGGCCCUUGAUAUUCUCGCUCGGCCUGGUCGGGCAGGGGUCAAGGACCAAGCUAGCAGCGGCCUGGCUGACGAUGGGAGCAUCUGGCCCGGCCUUUGUCCCAUUUGUCAUAUAUGCAAUAGUACGGGGUAGCGACACAGGCAGGAACAUCCAGAUUGCCUUUUGCGUCGUGGCAGCGUUGCUGUGCUUCACGCUCGCCUACCCGGUGUAUCUAUGCUUUGGGCGCGACGCUCGCAAGAUGGUUGACCCCGUUGACCCCCGUGACCAGCCGGCAAAGCCGUCACCGGCAGACGAGCAGGUCGGCAUCGAGACACUGCUUGAGCGCCGUAUGAGGGGGAGGUUGUCGGCCGUGACGGAAGAAGGACGGGGGGCCAGCAGGUCGACUCUGACCAAUUCAAACGACUGGGACGUAGACGGGCCGCGGUCGGUCGCCCUCUUUGACAAGUUGAAAAACGGAUUGGAGGCGGCAAAGCAUGGCCUCCACGAGCACCACGCCAACAGCCCAUUGAGGGGGUCCCGAAACAACAGCCCGCGGCGGCCAUCGGCAACGUCGACCACGCCGCGCUCGGCCGUCUCCACUCUUCGCGGCGAGCGCCUGGAGACAACGGAUGAGAUCAAGGAGGAGGAAGUACGAGAGGAGAGGGAGAACAGGUCGAGCAGUGAGGCAGCUGAGAGGCUGAAACCACCAUUAUGA
Pyricularia pennisetigena is the source of this 3171-nucleotide messenger RNA. RefSeq lists its product as uncharacterized. Lineage: Eukaryota; Fungi; Ascomycota; Sordariomycetes; Magnaporthales; Pyriculariaceae. The transcript is spliced from 3 exons. Bases 1 to 3171 code for a protein of 1056 amino acids. The record is from RefSeq and is a predicted model, not a curated record.